AUGACGCACGCUCGAGCACGAACGCUGCUCCUCGCAGCCAGCCUUGCGGCAAGCAGCGCGUUACGACUCGGCGCCCAGCGCCCGCUUGGCCGCCGCGCGGCAUUCUCGAGCUUUGGCGGCGCCCUGUUGGCGCCGCAAGUGGCGCACGCGCUCGACCCUGCGAAGGACCGGCCGAACGACUCGGUGUUGCUCAUCCUCCGCGUCAAGGAGGCCGCGGCCCAGGAGACGCGCCUGAUCAAGUCCGGCAAAUUCAAAGACCUGCAGCGGAACUCGAUCAAGCUCGCCAUCGCGCUCAUGCUGGACAACUACCAGCUCCUGGACAACAUCAACAAGGCCGCGCGCUUCGCGGGCGGGAGCCGGAGCCAGGAGGCCUACUCGGUCGGGCAGGGCGCCGUCGAGGCGCUGCAGUCCGUGCUCGAGUACUUUGAUAGCUCGAGCUCGUCGCUCAAGGUGGACACCAUCUCCUCCGAGAAGCAGGCGUUCGUCGUGCGCGCCCUCGACGUCGCGUCGCAGCGCCUCGACCAGUUCCUCGCCUACCUGCCGCCGGAGCAGGUCGCGACGGCCGUGGCCUUCAUCGACUACGAGAACGAGCUGAACCUGCGCGAAUACGCGCAGGCGAACCCGGGCCAGGGCACGUAUCUGAACCCGAAGCCGACGUAA
This is a messenger RNA of Pelagomonas calceolata, 660 nucleotides long. The record is from the annotation of a GenBank genome assembly. NCBI's taxonomy places the organism in Eukaryota, Pelagophyceae, Pelagomonadales, Pelagomonadaceae.